Alnus glutinosa is the source of this 1008-nucleotide messenger RNA. Its product is annotated as zinc finger BED domain-containing protein RICESLEEPER 2-like. The record is from RefSeq and is a predicted model, not a curated record. The transcript has a single exon. NCBI's taxonomy places the organism in Eukaryota, Viridiplantae, Streptophyta, Magnoliopsida, Fagales, Betulaceae. Bases 1 to 1008 code for a protein of 335 amino acids.
AUGAAGAAGCAGAAGGUUUCGUCGGUUGAUGGUAGUCAGUUUGGUGGUGUGGGCAAUAUUUCAAAUUUUCAGUUUGAUGAAAGUAAGGUGAGAGAACUUUUAGCUCACAUGAUGUUGUAUCAUGAAUAUUCUUUUAGAAUGGAGGAGCAUAUGUUAUUUAAUAAGUUUAUGAAAGCUUGUACACCGCAUUGGAAAAAAAUUUCUCGAGCUACCGCUAAGUGUCGUUGCUUUGCCACUUAUGAAUUUGAGAAGAAGAAGUUGAAACCUUUACUAAAUCAGGUUCCCAAAGUUAACAUCACAAUUGACAAGUGGACUUCUUAUCAAAAAGUUUCUUAUAUGGUUGUGACAUGUCAUUUCAUAGAUUCUGGAUGGCAAUUAAAUAAGUGCGUGUUGAAUUUUCGUAAUAUUCCGCCUCCACACUCUGGACUUCUUAUAGCUGAUGCACUUCAUAAAUGUUUUAGAAACUGGGGUAUUGAGAGUAAAAUUUGUUCAAUCACUGAAGACAAUGCCAAGGCAAAUGAUGUAGCAAUGAGGCACUUGAGAGAUGUUUUUAAUAUGAGAAAAUCACUUGUUGUUGGGGGCAAGUUUUUUCACGUGCAUUGUUGUGCACACAUAACUAAUUUGAUGGUUCAGGAUGGUCUUGGCAAUAUUGGAGAUAUUGUUGAUUGUGUGAGGGACGGAAUUAAAUUCCUGGUAGCAUCAGAGGGAAGGUUAAAGCAAUUUACUGAAACUACAAAGAACUUGCAGUUGUCAUCAAAGAAGCUGUUUUUGGACGUACCAACUCGUUGGAAUAGUACAUAUUUGAUGCUAUUAGCCGCAUACGAGUUUAAGGGUGUAUUUUCUAUGUAUGGAUACAACGAUCAUCAAUUUAUUUGGGUGCCAUCGCAUGAAGAUUGUGAUAAAGUUAAAUCUGUUUGUGAACUUUUGGGGGUAUUCAACCGAGUAACCAAGAUUGUAUCUGGUAAUGACUAUCCAACAUCAAAUUUAUUCCUUCCUAAAAUUUGGUGA